Messenger RNA from Synchiropus splendidus (mandarinfish), 4037 nucleotides. RefSeq names its product dipeptidyl aminopeptidase-like protein 6. The transcript is spliced from 24 exons. Bases 570 to 3233 code for a protein of 887 amino acids. Gene Ontology annotation, biological process: proteolysis. The record is from RefSeq and is a predicted model, not a curated record. Gene Ontology annotation, molecular function: serine-type peptidase activity; dipeptidyl-peptidase activity. Lineage: Eukaryota; Metazoa; Chordata; Actinopteri; Syngnathiformes; Callionymidae.
AUUCCGCGCUGCGCCACUCAACGGCGCUCCAACUCCGUUGAGCCCAUAUUAACGCAGAUUUUCCGAAAAUGAAUCCAACUAAUUUUUAUAAAACCCCUCACGGAUCCCGAUUAAUAACAAGCCCAUGUGAUUUAAGUUAGAUGCAGGUGGGAAGGAACGAGUUUCGGCGCGUGUUUUUGCGCGGGAGCUGCGCCGCUGUGGCUGACAAAAGCGCCACAGUGAAGCUGCAGGUCACUUCUCAUGCACGGCGCGUCUGCGGCACCGACCACCGGCUCUGCGAGAACCAUUUCCCCCCCGCGCCAAGGUGUCCGGCUACACCAGCCCCGUUCGCGUGGAACAGCCCCGGCGCCGCGCUCGGAUCUGACAUUUGAUCUGUAAUUUGGCGGCGCAGCGGGGAGACAGACGAGAGGAGACAACGCGUUGUGAAUACUGAAGAAGUAUUGACACCUCCAGUCCAGCUGCGCUCCGCUCGCCUAGAGGACAACUGAUGGACGCGUGAAGACUGCGACCCGUUCCUGUUUGACGCGGCUGGGCUGACAUGCUGUGAAGUGGACCGGAGCGGUAUCGUCAUGGCUUCCUUGUACCAGAGAUUCAGCGGGAAGAUCAACACGAACAACUCCUUCCCACACCGACCCGAGGCCAGUCACCUCCUGGGUGGACAUGUAGCAGACGAGGAGAAGACCCCACAGACCCUGACGGACGGGAGACCCCACGUCCAGUAUCACCGCAAGAAGUGCUCCAGGGAGGACGAAGACGACCUGGUGGGCAGCGCGCCGCCGCAGAGGAACUGGAAGGGGAUCGCCAUCGCUCUGCUGGUCAUCAUCAUCAUCUGCUCCCUCAUUGUCACCUCAGUGAUCCUGCUCACCCCUCGUGAGGACGACAGCCUGGCCCUGAAGAAGAAGGUGACAGUAGAAGAUGUUUACAGCCCAGACCUCCGCAUCCACGACCCCGAGGCUCGGUGGCUCAGCGACGAUGAACUGCUUUACCGAACGAGAGACGGAGACGUUGUUCGGCUCAACGUCUCCUCGAUGGAGAGGAGCAUCGUGGUUUCGUACCAGUUAUUUGAAAGAGCCAAAGCGGCCAGGUACCAAGUGUCUCCAGACAUGCAGCACGUCCUCUUCGCCUUUGACUUGAAAAUGAUUUAUCGACACUCGUUCGAGGCUAAAUACAUCAUCUACAGCCUGGUGACGCAGGAAACGUGGCCCCUGAGUCCGCCUGAGGUGCACGAAGCGGUCCUGCAGUUCGCUGGCUGGGGGCCGAAGGGCCAGCAGCUGCUCUUCAUAUUUGAAAACAACAUCUACUACAGGGCGACGGUGGAGAGCCGAUCGAUCCGCCUGGUCUCCACGGGCAAAGAGGGGGUGGUUUUCAACGGCCUCGCUGACUGGCUCUACGAAGAGGAGAUCCUGCAGACGCAGCUAGCUCACUGGUGGUCUCCAGACGGCCUGCGCCUGGCGUACAUGACCAUCAACGACACCCUGGUGCCAAAGAUGGAGGUGCCCUUCUUCACGGGGACAACCUACCCCAACAGCCUGGAAUACCACUACCCCAAGGCGGGCGAGGAGAACCCGCUGGUCCACCUGUCGGUGGCUAGUCUCAACGGCCCUCUGCACACCGUGGUGAUGAAGAAGCCCGAUGACCCCCGAAUUGGAAGGGAAUAUUACAUCACCAUGGUGAAGUGGGCCACAAGCACCAAACUGGCCGUCAACUGGCUGAACAGAGCGCAGAACAACUCCAUACUGACGCUGUGUGAGGCCACCACCGGCGUCUGCAUUAAGAAACACGAGGAUGAGAGCGAGAGCUGGUUGCACAGACAGAACGAAGCGCCGCUCUUUUCACACGACGGCCUCAAGUUCUUCUUCACCAGAGCGAUUCCUCAAGGAGGCCGGGGGAAGUUCUUCCACAUUUCCAUGUCCACUUCCAUGGUAGUCCAACCGCCCGUCUUCACUUGUUGGAGGCUUGUCGGAUACUCAGCGUACUCUUGUGUGUUUCCCUGGCAGCUGAACACCAGUACGGACAUCUUGAACUCGCUGACCUCUGGGGACUGGGACGUCACCAAGAUCCUGGCCUACGAUCAGAGAAGAAACCUCAUAUAUUUCUUGAGCACCGAGGACGACCCCAAACGUCGCCACUUGUACAGCGCCGACACAAUUCCGCCCUUCAAUCGCUGCUGCCUCUCCUGCGAGUUCAAGUGCGGCUACGUGGACGUUUCUUUCAGCCACGACAUGCGCUUCUUCUUGCUCCACUGCAAAGGUCCGGACAUACCAAGUGUGGCCGCCUAUCGCACUGAGGACAAACAGAAGCUGUUCGACAUCGAGGUCAAUGAGCGGGUCAACAACACAUACAACAACAUGCAGAUGCCCAGAGUGGAGUACGAGACCAUCACCAUCGACGACUACACUUUGACGUUGCAGAUACUGAAGCCAGCUGGGUUCGUGGACACGGCUCAUUACCCCCUGCUGCUGCUCGUCGACGGCACGCCCGGCGGUCAGAUGGUCACGGAGCAGUUCCAGGUGGACUGGACCACCGCUUUGGUCAGCAGCUUCAGCACCAUCGUCAUCCGCUUCGACGGCCACGGCAGCGGCUUCCAGGGCACCAACCUCCUGCACAAAGUCAAGCAGAGACUGGGGAAGCUGGAGGAGCGGGAUCAGCUGGAGGCCCUCAGGUUCAUAUCCAAAGAGCCGUACGUCGAUAAGACCCGAAUAGGAGUACAUGGGAGGGUAAGAUGGUGGAGACCAGGAGACCAGGUGCUUCCACUGCGGCCUAUGUCCAUGUGUUUGCAGGCGUACGGAGGGUAUUUGGCCACCAUGCUGCUGAGCUCAGAAGAAUUCACCCAACUGAAAUGUGGAACGGCAGUUUCUCCCAUUACAGACUUCGAGAUUUACGCGUCAGCAUUUUCGGAGCGAUACCUGGGAUCCAGAACAGAUUCACGAGUCUACACGAUGGCCAACCUCGCGCACAGAGCGGCUCAGCUGCUGGACAAACACUACCUGAUCAUUCACCCCACUGCCGACGAAAAGGUCCACUUCCAGCACACGGCAAAGUUCAUCAACCAUCUCAUCAGUGAGAGGGCGAACUACACCUUACAGAUCUACCCAGACGAAGGACACUUCCUCCACAGCGAAGGAACACAGCAGCAUCUCAGCCAGUCGCUGGUCAACUUCUUUGAGGAGUGUUUCCGGGUACCAGAGAAAGUGAAGGACGACCAGCAAGACGACGACGAGGACGACAGCUAAGACCCCCGCUCACCGACUCACCGUGGACCAGCACCAACAGCACAAUAUGCAACAGAUAUCUCCCAACACAAUGGGCCCACCUCCUGAUGUCCGAUCUGGUUCAAGCUGGACUCUGAAGUGCAGAUCCUGCAUGCGCUUCGACGCCGCGGCCUCGAUCUCGCCUGCUCCUGAGAAAGAGAGACAUGAAAAUUUCAGUUUACCUGCACACAGCCAACCUCUCACGCCGCCUCGUGGACACACUGGAAAACCCUCUUGGACUGGACAGAUGUGAUCUUUGAGACAUCACAGGCAGUUUAACUAUCGAGUUUCUGUAAACACAGUAAACAUUAAGAGGUCAUAUAUCAGCACAAACAUUUUUGUUUUAACUGUUAUUCCACAGGUGAUGGACCAGUCCCGGAAUAAGGCAUGAAAUAAUCAACAAAACAUAGCAUAGGAAUGGUAUUCAUCUCUUUUAUCCCCCGCAUACUUAGGUUCUUUCAGUCACUGUGCCUUAGUGUGGGUGGAAGUUCUCGCCGUGACCCCACAUGACACUGAAACGCGUGAAUGUGAGCAGGCCUUUGUCCGAGUCGUACGCUGUCGGUAACACAAGUCAAGAUAAAAAGGUUUUUAACUAUUCCGUCCUGUGAAGUCCUUCUGUCCUCAUACAGGGAGAGAUCUUCAAGAUCACUUGGCAUUUAUGUUCAGACCGGUGCAUUAACUCCUCGAUUAUUCAUGGUUUUGUGACAGACUUUAACUUGUGUGUUUUUGUCAGUGGUUUCCAGUCAGCUGAUGUACAAAGUGUAUAAAUAUCAUAUUGUUUGAGUC